CUAGAUAUUGAAAUCUUUUUUGAGGAGGUCGUUGAAUGUCUCUGGGACAUACUGGACAGAAAGGAACUGCUCCACCUGCUGAAUGAAUUCCUGGAAAGAAUUAAGACUGAGGCCAGUUUGUCCAGGAAAGAAGUGGAGGCAUUACGUGAAUUUCUGAAUGAGUUGAAGACAGACUUGGCUAUGGAAGACCAAGAGAGAUUCCAACGGGACCUGCUAGACAGGGAGAGGUUUAUAAAGGAGUUUCCUCAAGUGAAAAAGGAGCUGGAAAAGAGCAUAAGAAAGCUCUACGCACUUGCAGACAGGGUUGACAAGUCGCACAGGGACCAUACCAUCUUCAAGGUGGCGGCCAACUCUACCAGCACUGUGUCUGGUGUUCUGAACAUCCUUGGCCUGGCUCUGGCACCCGUGACAGCAGGGGGCAGUUUGGCACUCUCGACCACUGGGUUAGGGCUGGGAGCAGCAGCUGCUGUGACCACUAUGUCCACCAGCAUCGUGGAACACUUUAGUAGGUCAUCAGCAGAAACGGAAGCCAGUGGCCUGUUGUCAACUAGCAUCAAAGAAAAUGUGUCUGUGGGAGCUCGAUGUCUGUCUGCACUUGGGAUAGCUUUUUCUACAGCGAAAGUCUACAAAUCCAUGCAAGGGAUUAGGAAAAAUGUCCACGCUGCAAAGCUGGUGAAAGACAACUCUCAGUUAGCAGCCCAUGCUAAAAACUUCACAAGCACUGGGCAAGUCUCCAUCCAAACAAGCAAGGAGGUGAACGAAGCUUUCAAAGGCACAGUUCUGGCAAUGACCAAAAAGGCCCGGGUCAUUGCUGGAGGCUUUGCAGGAAUCUCCCUUCUAGUGGAUGUGGGCUUCCUGGUAAAAGAGUUAAUGCACUUGCAUGAGGGGGCAAAGACAGAGUUGGCUGAGAAGCUGAGGCAGCAGGCCAGGGAGCUGGAGAAGAAGUUGAAGGAGCUCAUACAGACCUAUGAGAGGCUGAAGUAA
This is a messenger RNA of Odocoileus virginianus texanus, 984 nucleotides long. The record is from RefSeq and is a predicted model, not a curated record. NCBI's taxonomy places the organism in Eukaryota, Metazoa, Chordata, Mammalia, Artiodactyla, Cervidae.